AUGGCGCGGCUGCCGUCCGUCCCGGGCGGGGCCUGGGCUGCGGUGCUAGGCGGUGGCGGUGGCGGGGUGGCGGCUGGGGGCGGUUCUUCCGCGCGGGGCGGCCCGACCUCGCCGAGGGCGGUGGCACCCUCUGCGACCGCUGCUCGGGACCCCGGGCGCCGCCAUCUUGGCCAGGACGGAAGCCGCGCGGGGCCCUGCGGCGCGCGCGUGCGGGUGCGCGUGCGCGCGCGGCCGGCGGAACCCGGAAGUGAGUGCGCCGCGCACUCGCACGCGCGCAACCUGCACCCCGGUGGGCGCCGGGCGGCCGCGCGGAGCGGGACCAUCGCGAUGGCGCAGGGGCAGGGGCCGGGGCGGGAGCAGGGGCCCUCCUCGCCGCCCUCCCCGCCUCCCCCGCCCCAGCUGCUGGACGCGGUGCUCCAGAACCUCUACGACUUCGGAGAGACAGAAGAUGGAGCAGAACGGAAGCGGACCAGAAAGAAAAAGGAAAACAAGAAGAGAGAGGCGGGGGCCCCAGUGGCAUUGGGAGCCGAGCCCGCUCCCCCGCCUGGUUCUCUCGUAAGAGGCCCGAGGAAAAGGGCUGCGACCUUCUUCUCGGAGCUCCGAGCAGAGCUGCAGGGUGCCCCCUCCGUGACCUCCCCAGAGGCCCCCUCGGGGCCGCCAGCCCCUCCGGCUGCAGCCUCGCCCUGUCCCCGGAGCAAGAGGGAGCCCGUGGAAGUGGUGGAAUUUCACAGCAGGAAUAAGAAGAGGAAACAGACGCCGGACCAAGAUGAGAACACCAAGACCAAAACUAACAUUGUUGAGAAAGAUGUGACUCUACAAGAAUUCAACUUGGAAAGGGCCCGGCUGGAGGUGCACCGGUUCGGGAUCACGGGUUACGGCAAAGGGAAGGCGAGGCUCCUGGAGCGGGAGCGCGCCAUCAUGCUGGGCGCGCAGCCGCCCAAAAAGAGCUACGUGAACUACAAGGUUUUGCAGGAGCAGAUCAGAGAGAAGAAGGCAGCCAAGGAAGAGGAAAGGAGGAUGGAAGUCCAGGAAGAAGAAGGCGGCGCCCAGCAUUCUGUCCAAUGGGCGGGUCGGCCAGGUGGGAAAAUUCAGAAACGGGACGUUGAUUCUGAGCCACGUGGACAUCAGGAAGAUCAACUCCUCCCGAACGGCCAAGUGAGCUGCCGUCCGCGCGAGGGGAGGGGACGCCGUGCGCUGAGCCCGGGCCGCGGGCUCCAGACGGUUCUGCACUUCCUGGUUCAUGACGGUUCCCCGAGGAAAACAUCCAGCAGGACCAGUGAGGCUGCUGGGCUACGGUGUCCGAGGGGCAGCGCCGUGGGAAUGCGAAGAAAACCUGGGAGAGAGCUUCACAUUCCCAGCCCGUCACCCGAGUCCCAGUCACGGGUGCUUCAUGCAUUUGCUCCGAAUAAGAUUUUCCAGAACGGACUGGUUUAUAAGGGCUAACGAUGAGCUUUAAGUCGCCGUUUGACUUUCUAAAACAACGAUUCGAUGUCACUCAUCGUGAAAGAGCUACGAAUGUGAUCGUCUGUCAUGUUACUCUGUGGGGAAAAGCAACUUCCAUGUUCAGUGUCAAGUAUAUGAAGUCUACUUCAUAGGAAGCGACAUAAAUAAAAUUCACCCUUUGGGGGGGUGUGGCCGUGACUAUGAAAUAGCAGGUGCAUUCGACUCGUGUCCUAGAACCCACGUGUAAGGGGCUGCCAGUUCCUUAAAGCAAAACCCGGGCAGCUGGACAUGUUCCUUAGUGCGCUCGCCCUUGCUGAGAGCAUUUCUGGAGCUUCUCAGAGCUUGUGGCACAUCUAAGCUAAGU
This is a messenger RNA of Pipistrellus kuhlii (Kuhl's pipistrelle), 1807 nucleotides long. RefSeq names its product chromosome unknown C1orf131 homolog (gene FSAF1). The transcript is spliced from 6 exons. NCBI's taxonomy places the organism in Eukaryota, Metazoa, Chordata, Mammalia, Chiroptera, Vespertilionidae. Bases 1 to 1443 code for a protein of 480 amino acids. The record is from RefSeq and is a predicted model, not a curated record.